Molecule: messenger RNA, 1121 nt
Organism: Paraphaeosphaeria sporulosa
Lineage: Eukaryota; Fungi; Ascomycota; Dothideomycetes; Pleosporales; Didymosphaeriaceae
Exons: 5
Coding region: 255-1121 (288 amino acids)
Source: RefSeq, a predicted model, not a curated record
GUUUCUUUAAAAAAAGUAAUGACAAUUUCUCUGUAAUCUUGCACAGUCUAGGGGGCGAUUUUCGUCACACAGAGACCUGGUCACCGGCAGGAACGACUUGCACUCUACGACCUUCGAACUGCCUUGAUAUGACGAUAUUUACAUUGUAACCAACCACUUCGGAACAUCCUUUGUCGCUUGGGGCUGCGAUCGCCUGUUUCGGAGUAUACGGAGUAGCCUCGCUGUCGCGGCGCAGGUGAUAAAGUGAUCGCUCGAUGCGCCACACAUUCAUAAGCUCUGUGAUAGGGCGCACGACUUCCGCAUCGGCACAAAACAUUGCAGUCUCCACUUACGCCCCACUUCCAUCCAACGCAUCAAGUCCACCGAUCAACAAGAGCACUAGCUACCGUCUCGAGACUUUUAUGGAAGGUAUCUGCAUGGUGACAGAUGGCAUAUACUACAACAUCUUCUUCGUAAAAUGUUGUUCUGUCAUUGUGAUUGAUGCACCACCCACCAUAGGCACUAACCUGCUUCGCGCCAUAUGUAACAUCACGUCUCUGCCAAUCUCGCAGGUGAUGUACAGCCACUCGCACAUCGGCCACAUUGGAGGCGCCUUUUUUUCUUCUUCUUCUUUUGGCUCACUGAAGAUCGAUACGUUCAUCGGCCACAAUGAGACAGCAGAAAGGUUUGCCGCUGUGCAAGACUAUCAACACCAGCCCUACCCAACUGUCACAUUUUCUGACUUAUACACACUCAAUGUGUGCAACCAAACGCUACAGCUCGAUUAUCUGGGUCUAAAUCAUGAGCCUGGCAACAUCGUUACAUAUGCGCCGUACCAGAAGGUUUUUACGCCGCGCGAGUACGUACAAGACCUUUUCAACACGUGCCUAGCCGCCCUCACAGCGUCUGGGCAGCCAGACGACAAUGGCACGAACACUUUGUCAAAUGAAGUCACACUGCGCGGCGUAGUCAAGGCCAAUCCCAACAACGCUUGGCGUGAAGGGGUUGUGAAUGAGACGAUUGGGCAAUGGAAUGAUGCAUUGUAUGAUAUGAAUGUUUAUGGCCUGAGCCAUGCGCAGACGCUGUCUGAAGCUGUACGGGUUGACUGGGGUAUACAGCGACCGUACGGCGUCGUGAACUGA